Odontomachus brunneus is the source of this 689-nucleotide messenger RNA. RefSeq names its product venom allergen 2-like. NCBI's taxonomy places the organism in Eukaryota, Metazoa, Arthropoda, Insecta, Hymenoptera, Formicidae. Gene Ontology annotation, molecular function: odorant binding. Bases 123 to 512 code for a protein of 129 amino acids. The record is from RefSeq and is a predicted model, not a curated record. The transcript has 5 exons.
AUUAACAAACUAUAUAGUUCUUUUACAUCACGGCCACACCUCUAUAAAUACGAAGAUUCUACGUCAAAGAAAAAUAGUCUACGGUGCAACUUCGUGACACAAACAUUUUCAAAAAAUUCAAAAUGAAGACUUUAAUGAUUAUCGUGACUGUACUAUCUGUUAUAACGAUUGUUUACGGUAUAAAUCAAGCGAGGUUCGAAAAGUUUUACGCAAAUUUCGGCAAGUGCCUCGAGGAGAAGAGCGGAACGGCUGAAAAACCCAGUCCAGAAGCGAUUGUGUGCGUAAUGGAUAAAGAUGGAGACAUCUUAAACGCAAAUGGCGAAUAUACAAGGGAAAAAGCGAUGAAAGGAAUUGAGGAUGCAAUCUCCGAUCCGAGCACUAUACAAAAGGCAAAAGCGAUGUAUAACAAGUGUCACGAUGAAGCGGAACAAAGCGGAGUUACUGGCUAUGAACAAACGAUAAAAAUUGCCGGCUGCUCUUCUCCAGUUUUAGCUUUCUUCGACAAAAUAUAGUAAAAGCUAAUUGCAGAUAUUCCUUUAUUUGGUAUACGAAACUCAUUCUUUAAGUUUAUUCACAAUUUUCCCUAUAACUUUGAUUAUUAUAACCAAUACAUAUAGCGCGUUUAUCUUUUUUCCUAGAAUUAUGUAUUUGUGCUAGCAAUUUAAUAAAAUGAUAUUUACUUAUACAAA